AGAAAACUGGAGAAAAACAUCACAAAACCACAUUCAUGUCCAUAUCCACAAUAUCCAAAACAGUAGCUGAGAUGACCAGGCUUUGUAUGCACGGAGAGGAGUCAUUACUACCUGUCAAUACAUAUUUACUCGCCACACAGAUAAAUGGCAGCUGGAGGAGAUGGACCUCAGGACUGGAGAGAUGGUAAAACCCUGGUUCAAUGUAACCGCUACAUCCUGGAACAGGAAAUCGGCUGUGAUGUCCACUUUAUUGUCGGACCACCAGACAACCAACGACGAAUUGGGGCCCAUAAAUCACUAUUAAUGGCCAGAAGUGAUGUGUUCUUUGCCAUGUUUGAGGGAUCUAUGGCGGAACUAAAUAGCAUGAUAACAAUUCCUGAUAUUGACCCUAUUGUCUUCAAGUUGAUGUUACAGUUUAUUUACUGUGAUGAUGCCAAAGUGGACUUGAUGGACAGCUUUCCUAUGCUGUACGCAGCUCAAAAGUAUAACUUAAAAAGUCUUGCUCAAAAACGCAUCGAGCGAAUAAAAAGCAUGAUUUCAACUAACAGGGUAUGCUGGGUUUUAAUGCAUGCAUGUAUCUGGGUUCAAGAUGAGGUCAAAGAACUGUGCUUGGAGCAUAUCAUUCUUCACUCCUAUGCUGUGUUUGGUACAAGAGGAUUCUUGGAACUGACCGAGGCCAGCCUGAUAGAGAUUUUGAAACUCCACAGAAUCAAUAUGGAAGAAAAAGACAUAUUUGAAGCUGUUAUUAAGUGGGCAAAUCAAAAAUGUAGAACUGAUUCGAUAGAAGCUAGCGGUGAAAAUAUGCGCCGUAUCCUGGUCAAUAUUUUGCCAUAUAUUCGAUUUGCAAGAAUGGAACAAUCAUAUUUUUCAGACAAAGUCUCUCACAUGGAGAUAUUGACACAAGAUCAAAUUCUGGAAAAUUUCCGAUUCUUAACUUCAAAGAAGGCUGACCAUCCAGAUCAACCAAGAGAUAGAAGAAUCGUUUUUGAAAGAUUUUCUGGGGUGAAGAGUGGCAAAGGUUAUUUUCGUGGAAAUGCUGAUGCCAUCUCAUUCAUGCUAUCCAAUAAUGUCAGGUUGCAUGAAUUGCUGAUCUAUGGGAGCUGCCAGUUUCAAGCUUCAUAUAAAAUAGCAUUGAAGAUAUUAGAAGAUGGUGAACAUCAGUUGUGUCAAAAAAGCAUUGAACUUGAAACAGAUGGCUACACCAAGACUUACCCACUGGAGAUUGAUCCUCCAUUGAUGAUGAAAAGAGAAAUUUGUUACACUCUGUUGAUGGCGAUGGAAGGCCCAGUCAGUUACUAUGGUGAUAGAGGUGUCGUUCAAAAACAACAGGAGGGAAUGACCAUUACCUUCAUGCCAAAUGAAAAAGGACUGAAUGGCACAAACAUCAAACAAGGACAGUUCAGUGGCUUUGUAUUCAAGGAAGUGAAAUGAAGAAAAAAUCUUAGACAUAUUCACAACAAAGUGGGUAUAUUUUACCUACUGUGUGCAGAUUGUAUACUGUAAGAAGCAAUGGAAUUGUAGUUUUCAGGGCCAAAUCUUUCUAAAUUACAUUAGCUAAUCUACUACUUUACAGUUUAAACAGAUUAAUCUUUUACUUUCUGGCCAUUUUGUAACAUGAUUGUGCAAUCAUCAUUUUCCUGAACAACAUAUAUUUCACAAUUCUUAAGGCCCCUAGUGGGAUUCAGCUCUAAUUUACCUGAAUUGAUCCUGAGAUGGUCCUGGCCAAGUGUUGUAACUUUUUGGGUCUGAAAUCCUAGAUGGCCACCAUGGCAGCCUUUGCCACCUGUACCACUAUACUUGCUACUGCAUGAAUAUGUACACUACAGUACGGUAGUACAAGGGACUUUAGACUUAAGUGAAUGUUAAGGCCUAUUGAGCCUCUUGUUUAACACAGUUACCCGAAGGCCAAGUGUUAUUAUGCCAUAGUGGGGCAAAUUCUGAAUUCUGAAUAACCAAGAACCAUAGACCUGAUAUUGGGCCUACAGCAUGAUGAGGUAAAUGACUACCAAGUUUGUUGAAAUGAAUGACCUUGACCUAUAUUCAGACUCACCAAUUUCAAUGUAAGAUCUUUAAAAAAAAAUCUUCUCAGUAACAAAGAGGCCCAGAGAUCUGAUAUUGGUUUUGUAGUAUGCUAGAGUUAAGAGCUACCAAGUUUGUUCAAAUGAAUUACUUGACCUACAUUGAAGGUCACUGGGCCAGGGGUCAUAUAUGCAAAAAUCCUUAAACAAAAACUUCUUUUCAAUAAUCCAGGUACAGGGAGAUCUAGUAAUUUGCAUGUAGCAUGCUUGGAUGAACGGCUACCGAUUUUGUUCAGGUAAAAUGACCUACAGUAGAUUUACAUUGCAGGUCACAAGAGUCAAAUGUGGUAAAAUCUUUAAACAAUCUCUUCUCAUUAACCAGUUGCAAGAUGCUUAAUGAUAUUGAGUUAGCAAGUAUCCCUUAGAUGAAGAGGUAACAAUUUUGUUCAAAUGAAGAACAUUGAGUUUCAAGGUCACAGGUGUCCAAUAAACAAAAAAGCUGUGGUGGUCCUAUAGGCUUGGUGUAUGCUAGGAAGAAUACACUAAGGCUCCUGUCAUUAAAAUGAGGUAUUUGGGUUAGCAUCCAUAUAAAUCACAUAGAUUAAUUUUAUGAUUGUGUAAUGGAGUAGCAGGUCAGCAAUCAAUACAUGUCCAUAGGUCUUCUAGUUAAAGAUAUUGGUCUCCUAAAUCAAAAGCUAAAUACCUGUUUGUCAGAGUUCCUUAAAAAUGAUAGUCUGAAGCUCUGAAAAAAUUAAAUGUGUUAUGUAUUUUUGUUUAAUGUGAGUUCUACUUGAUGAUAUGCAUUUUCUUUUCACUUUAGUAAUACCAUAAAUGUAAGCUUCUCAAACAAUGCUUUUUAUGAAAAUAGAUUAAGGAUGCAAGGAUUGAUUCAUUAUAAAGAAUUGACCAACUCUGGUUGUAGUGUAGUGCCUUUGUAAAUUAUGGUCCGUGUCCUCUGAAUGCUAUAAUAUUGUAAUGGUUGAGAGUACAGAUCACUUCUGCUGGUAGAAGCUCACUUUCAAGCCUAUAUAGUGAUUGGAUGUUGGCUUUGAGCAAUGACAAUGACAGAAUAUACUGACUGUAAAUAUGAGACAACACCUACAUUUAUGUAGCAAUAGGUGAGUCCUGUAGGCGCCUGUAACUAACUAACAAACAAACAUUGUGAGGAUUGUUAACAAGCUUCUACAGGACAGGAACAUUGUGAGGAUUGUUGACAAGCUUCUACAGGACAGGAAUAUUAUGAGGACUGUUAAUAAGCUGGAUUGUUAACAAGCUUCUACACAAUAGGAACAUUGUGAGGAUUGUUAACAAGCUUCUACAGGACAGGAACAUUGUGAAGAUUGUUAACAAGCUUAUAAAGGACAGGAACAUUGUGAGGAUUGUUAACAAGCUUCUUCAGGACAGGAACAUUGUGAGGAUUGUUAACAAGCUUCUACAGGACAGGAACAUUGUGAAGAUUGUUAACAAGCUUCUACAGGACAGGAACAUUGUGAGGAUUGUUAACAAGCUUCUACAGGACAGGAACAUUGUGAGGAUUGUUAACAAGCUUCCACAGGACAGGAACAUUGUGAGGACUGUUAACAAGCUUCCACAGGACAGGUACAUUGUGAGGACUGUUAACAAGCUUCCACAGGACAGGAGCAUUGUGAGGAUUGUUAACACGUUUCUAUAGCUACAGGACAGGGACAUUGUGAGGAUUGUUAAUAAGCUUCUUCAGGACAGGAACAUUGUGAGCACUGUUAACAAGCUUCUUCAGGACAGGGACAUUGUGAGGAGUGUUAAUAAGCUUCUUCAGGACAGGAACAUUGUGAGCACUGUUAACAAGCUUCUUCAGGACAGGGACUUUGUGAGGAGUGUUAAUAAGCUUCUUCAGGACAGGAACAUUGUGAGCACUGUUAACAAGCUUCUUCAGGACAGGGACAUUGUGAGGAUUGUUAACAAGCUUCUACAGGACAUGAACAUUGUGAAGAUUGUUAACAAGCUUCCACAGGACAGGAACAUUGUGCGGAUUGUUAACAAGCUUCUACAGGACAUGAACAUUGUGAAGAUUGUUAACAAGCUUCCACAUGACAGGAACAUUGUGAGCACUGUUAACAAGCUUCUUCAGGACAGGAACAUUGUGAGGAUUGUUAACAAGCUUCUACAGGACAGGAACAUUGUGAGGACUGUUAACAAGCUUAUAAAGGACAGAAACAUUGUGAGUACUGUUAACAAUUCUGUGUAAGGAUUUUUCGGAAAUGUAUGAAUAUUACAAUUUAUUACAAAUCAUUACAAAUAAUAAGCUUUAUUAUUUUCAAAGCAAAUAAUUGAUAGAAGAUACAUAUUUUUUUUUUUUUUUAAAUGUGACAAAUAAACUUUAAACUUUUCAUCGGAGUGAACAAAAACGGAAAAUUGUGAACCCAUGUUUAGUACUUAAAUAUGAAUUGUUAAACAUCUAUGAAAAGAAAAGAAUGUUACGUUAUUUCAUUGAAAAUUUAUGAAAUGAUUUAACAAGUUUUGUAUUUAAAGUCAACUCUUGUGUUUGGUUUGUUGUGUCGAUGGUUUGUGGAAUAGGCAAGUAUUUGAUACAUCCAACACGGAAACCGAACUAUCGUGAUUUUUAGCUAAACAUUGAAAUUGAGAAACCUUUAGAUAUAACAAUGGAAAUAAAAAUUGUGGUGUCUGGUCUGUUGUAUUGACCAUCAGUGGAAGUGAUAAGAGUUGAUAUGACCAACACGGAAACUGAACGCUCGAUAUGAUAGAUCAGAUGACCGUGUUCAUGAUUCAUGAACUAAUUCAAAUAUUUGGAAAAAAAAAAUUGAAUGCAUAAAAAAAAGAAAAUAAAUAAAUAAUAAAAAUGAAGCACUAUGAUGACAAGGAAAAAAGGAAAACCAUCAGCAAAUAUGGAAAAAUACGACAUAGGAUAUACAUUUGUAUAUGAAAUUUUUAGAAAAAACAAAAGAAUGAACGCUUACAAGAAAUAUAUUUUUGUGACACACACCUUACUGUAUGUAGACCCCUCUUUCUGACUCUCUCUGUAUCUCUCUGUCUCUCUCUUAUCUCUCUGUCUCUAUCUGUCUCUUUUUGUCUCACUAUGUAUCUCUCUGACUGUCUGUCUGUCUAUCUCUGUCUGUCUGUCUCCUCUCUCUCUCUCUCUCAGUACAAGUUAACACCUCACUUUUCAUCUCUCUCUCCGCCUCAAUCUAUCCAGUUUUUAGUGUUUUUUCUCUACCUCUCUCUCUUUUUCCUAAUCUCUCCCUCCCUCUGUCCUGCACCCCUACUUUUUAUCUCCCUCUCGCAAUCUGAAUUUAUCUAAUUUCUUUCUCCACUUCCCGCUCAUUCCUAUCCCAUCUCUACCCCCACCCCCUCUGCACUAUCACACACCCUCUCUAAAUCUAACUUUAUUUCUGUUUUCACUCUUUAUUUAUUAUUUUUAAGCCCAUAGAAAAUUAAAAAAGAAAUACGUACAGUAUGUUUUAUGUUGCAUUGUAACCAUGCAUUGAUGCUGAAAAUAAACCUUUUCCUGAGUGCGAAAAAAAAAAAAAAAAAAUGUGACAAAUACAACUGCAAACUUAAUUGUUCGUUAUCAUUUCCGGGACCUCGUAAAGCGGCCUUCAACACUAGCCAGUCAAAACGCAUUGAACCACGUUAUUACAAAAAAGUCCCGUUCAAAGGUCUCCGUGUCAACCGGUUACCAGUCAAAACGUAUUUAGAGUUUAUUCCACAGGUUGUAUAAAAUAAAAAUGAAUAGUAUCCAACAGUUGUAAUAAUUAUUUGAUGCCUUGAGAGUAAAUAUGUGUUACACGUUUUCCUACAUUGUGCAUGUAUGAGGUUAAACAUUUGAUGAGAACAUAUCUGAAGUACUUUAAUCCACCAUUGAAUUGGAACUGUCCAUGAUACCGGGCUUGAUAAUUUUAAAGACUGCUGAGGGGACAAGGAAUAAAGGUACAAUCGUGUUUCUUUAUCGCUGUAUUCUUGGUCGAUGCAAUUGUUUUUAUUAUUCACAUAAUGUGAAUAAGUAUUCGUCCAUACAGUCAGUAUAGAUACUACCUGUGAUUUACAAUAUAUUUAUUCAAAAUACUUUUUGUUUUUGUGUCGAGAAAUGUUUUAUUAACAAAGUUGGACCCCUUCAAAGGUUCGGACAUGUGUGAAUAUAUAUUACUAAACACUUUUUACACCAUUGACGGUAUGAACAGCAAGAAUAUUUAUUGUGAAUAAUGAAAUUCAACGUACAAUUAUUUUUCAAAAUAUUAUUGUUAUGUUUAAUAUGAUUGACAGUGUUUUAUUUCUUUAUGAAUGAAAUUGUGGCAGUUAUGUACUGUACAGAAGAUGUUUUAAAGAAUUACAAAUUUGGAUGUCAGCACAGCGGUAUUUUAAUAAAAUAUAUCUUUAGUAAUAACA
Messenger RNA from Pecten maximus, 6398 nucleotides. RefSeq names its product BTB/POZ domain-containing protein 6-like. The record is from RefSeq and is a predicted model, not a curated record. Gene Ontology annotation, cellular component: cytosol. The coding region runs from base 145 to 1431 and encodes 428 amino acids. Lineage: Eukaryota; Metazoa; Mollusca; Bivalvia; Pectinida; Pectinidae. Gene Ontology annotation, molecular function: protein binding. Gene Ontology annotation, biological process: neurogenesis. The transcript is spliced from 3 exons.